Prorocentrum cordatum is the source of this 5420-nucleotide messenger RNA. Lineage: Eukaryota; Dinophyceae; Prorocentrales; Prorocentraceae. The record is from the annotation of a GenBank genome assembly.
CAAGAGGAUCCGUAACCAUGUUGGCUCAAGCCGUUUUCGGCGCAUUGUCAACCGAACCUUCUGCAGGCGGUCUUUUCGCAAUGCUACUUCAUACGAUGGCGCGCUUCAUUAUGAUCGGGUUCGGGUUCUCUCUAUGCGCAUCCGCCGAUUUACAACUGAUGCAGUUUUGGUUGGACGGGUCGCACCAUGAUGGGCAGAUCCAGCAGCCGACGCCAGGUUGCCAGACCUCUUUCCAAGGCGACCCGUGCUACGAGAAGGUGGUGUGGGCGAUGCAGACAGGUAUCUCGCAACACCCAGAUUGGUACGUUCCGUUGACAAGGGACUCGAGCUUCGAGGAUUUCCAGAGGUUUCUGCACGGACAGCCCAGGCUCGCGAACGUGUGCCCUGAGCCCUGCUCGCAACAGCAUUCGAGCGCAAUGUUACCAGCGGAGAAGUCGGCGACCGCGCCUGUCCCCUCCCAGGCUUGCCGUACCGCUGCUGAGAGCGACCCGUGCUACGAGAAGGUGGUGUGGGCGAUGCAGACAGGUAUCUCGCAGCACCCAGAUUGGUACGUUCCGUUGACAAGGAACUCGAGCUUCGAGGACUUCCAAAGGUUUUUGCACGGACAGCCCAGGCUCGCGCACUUGUGCCCUGAGCCCUGCUCGCAACAGCAUUCGAGCGCAAUGUUACCAGCGGAGAAGUCGGCGGCCGCGCCUGUCUCCUCCCAGGCUUGCCGUACCGCUGCUGAGAGCGACCCGUGCUACGAGAAGGUGGUGUGGGCGAUGCAGACAGGUAUCUCGCAGCACCCAGAUUGGUACGUUCCGUUGACAAGGGACUCGAGCUUCGAGGACUUCCAAAGGUUUUUACACGGACAGCCCAAUCUUGCGCACGUGUGCCCUGAGCCCUGCUCGCAACAGCAUUCGAGUGUACUACUACCAGCGGAGAGGUCGGCGACCGCGCCUGCCCCCUCUCAAGCUUGCCGUACCGUUGCUCAGGGCGACCCGUGCUACGAGAGGGUGGUGUGGGCGAUGCAGACAGGUAUCUCGCAACGCCCAGAUUUGUUCGUUCCAUUGACAAGGAACUCGAGCUUCGAGGACUUCCAGAGGUUUUUACACGGGCAGGCCAACGAGCUCGCGCACGUGUGCCCUGAGCCCUGCUCGCAACAGCAUUCGAGCGCAAUGUCACCAGCGGAAAAGUCGGCGACCGCGCCUGCCCCUUCCCAGGCUUGCCGGACCGUUGCUGAGAGCGACCCGUGCUACGAGAAGGUGGUGUGGGCGAUGCAGACAGGUAUCUCGCAGCACCCAGAUUGGUACGUUCCGUUGACAAGGAACUCGAGCUUCGAGGACUUCCAAAGGUUUUUGCACGGACAGCCCAGGCUCGCGCACUUGUGCCCUGAGCCCUGCUCGCAACAGCAUUCGAGCGCAAUGUUACCAGCGGAGAAGUCGGCGACCGCGCCUGUCUCCUCCCAGGCUUGCCGUACCGCUGCUGAGAGCGACCCGUGCUACGAGAAGGUGGUGUGGGCGAUGCAGACAGGUAUCUCGCAGCACCCAGAUUGGUACGUUCCGUUGACAAGGGACUCGAGCUUCGAGGACUUCCAAAGGUUUUUACACGGACAGCCCAAUCUUGCGCACGUGUGCCCUGAGCCCUGCUCGCAACAGCAUUCGAGCGUACUACUACCAGCGGAGAGGUCGGCGACCGCGCCUGCCCCCUCCCAGGCUUGCCGCACCGCUGCUUCGGCGACCGCGCCUGCCCCCUCCCAGGCUUGCCGCACCGUUGCUGAGAGCGACCCGUGCUACGAGAAGGUGGUGUGGGCGAUGCAGACAGGUAUCUCGCAGCACCCAGAUUGGUACGUUCCGUUGACAAGGGGCUCGAGCUUCGAGGACUUUCAGAGGUUUUUGCAUGGGCAGCCCAGGCUCGCGCACGUGUGUCCUGAGCCCUGCUCCACGCAGAAGCCAGAUGAUCGGCUCCCAGCACAUUUGGGAACUCCGUUGCCGACAGCACUCCGAUUGGGAACUCCGAUGCCCACAGAAGUCCACGUGGAUGAAUUGCUCACUGCGACAUAUCCGGGGUUCGUGAGAAGUGGUUCCAAUUGCAAUUGCGGAGGAUAUCUCAAAGAGUUCCCGGAUCAGUAUACGACCUUGGAUCUUUGCGCAGAGGAGUGCCUUCGCGUCCCAGGAUGCCGGUCAUUCGGUCUCCAUCCUUGGCAGUCUAUUUGGAACGGUCAUUGCAAUCUUUAUGACGCGAUUUGCGACGAUACGGACGGGCAUGAUGAAGGAACUACUUGUACCAAUCCAGUUCCAUACGGAGCCAUCCAGGUCAACUUCAAUAACUUGGCAACUGUGAUCCCAACCCCUUCGCCGACAACGGGAGUCUGCGAUGUCACGGACGGGUCGUCUCCCAGCACGGCCUACCCCUGCUUGUGCGGAAUUGCAACAUGCGAGACCAGCGAGAUUUGCUCGAUGGAUUCGUGCGCGGUACCGCAAGGGCUGACCGUGGAUUGGCCGUGCGAGACUGCUUCCAUAGGCAGCAAUUAUUUUAGUCUGCUGGGCACGAGCGUGACUGGGGCGCCGGUCUACAGUAACGUUGAUGGAACGUAUCUCUAUUGGGAUGUGUCUUGUGAUGGGUACGAACGUCCAGCCGCAGACCAACGACCCCGAUGGAUUUUGGACAACGAUGCGCCGAGCAUGACAUCCACCAUGGACUUGGAUGGUGAUGGCAAUUGCACCUUCUUUGGGUACCUCAACUCGGCUGAGCUGCGGGGCAUCCCCCUUGGGAACACGAGCUGGAAAGUCGCUUGCGACAGUGGAGUCAUCAGCGCAACUGCCAGCAUCGAGUAUGCUCCAGUGAUGCCGACUCCGCUCCCCACGCUGGAGCCUGGGAAGCCGUGCCCGUGCGAGGACUCGUGCGGCGUCUUCCCCUACGUCGACCUCGACGGAGACGGCUGCCUCCUGGAGGCGGAAGUCAACGCCGUCGCGGCGUUCGCCGGGCACUUCCUCGAGAUGGACGCGGACGGGGACGGCUGCGUGAACCAGACGGAGUGCGCGCUGUCGCCGCGCUCCGCCGGGCUGCCCGGCUUCCCCAUCACGGGCCCCGCCGAGUGCGGCUACGGCUACUUCUUCACCGAGGGCACGAGCGUGUGCGCGGAGUGCACCACGGGCGAGACCAGGCGCCGCCGCUCGGAGAGCUGCACGGAGUGCCCCGAGGGCAAGUUCGACGCCGGCGAGUUCGACAGCUGCAUCGGGGGGGCCUACCUCACCGGGCCCCUGGAGCUUGGCGCUCGGGAGGUGCCCAUCAGCAAGGACACGGACGAGAGCGGCAUUGUGCUGAUGGUCGGCGACGGGGUCACGAUCUCGUCGCGCAACCCUGGCUACUUCGAGCGGUUCGUCAUCACAGAGAAGGUCGGCUUCGGCGAUGACGAGCGGCGGACGGAACGCCAGGAGGCCUUGCUCAGGAAGAGGGGCCCUUUCUUCGGGCUCGACCACGGCACGAACGGCGUGUUCAGGAAGUACGACGCCAUGAUGUCUGCCUGCACCGGGGUCAACGGCAUCGAUCUCAGCUCCAGCUACCCGUGUGGGUGCGGGUCUUUCCAGUGCGUCUCGGGCGAGAAGUGUGACCAAGAUUGCGGUGGGAACCUCACGCAGCUGCCGAGCGGGGCGGUCUUCGGGAUGGCCGGGUGCUGCGUCGGCCCGCCCGUGUCCCCCCUGCCAACGCCCUCCCCGACGGUGGUGGCCAGGGGCGACCCGCACUUGGUCAACCUGCAGGGCGAGCACUUCGACAUCAACCACGGGGGCGAGUUCGACCUCCUGCGGAUCCCGCAGGCCGCGGGCCUGCCCGCGGAGCUCGCGCUGCGGGCCACCGUGCGCCCCGAGCACGGGAGGCCGUGCACCACGUACAUCACGGAGGUGGAGCUCGGCGGCUCGUGGCUGGGGAGCGCGUCGGUGCAGAUGCGCUCGCACGUCAGGUCGCACUCGCGGGGCGAGGCCGACAGGCUCCUGAGCCUGCGCGUGCUGAACCACAGCGUGGGCCCGGGCGAGGUGCCGUGGACGAACAUCACGGACUGGGCGGACGGGGAUUACGUCUUGUCUGGGCUCCCGAAGCAGAGGCACUUCAAGGUGACCUUGUCGAAGACGCUGUGGCACAGCAACAAGGAGAAGGCAGGAGCCCUGAACGUAGCUGGGCAGUUCGUUGUCCAGAUCCAGAUGGUCUCGAAACAAAUCAACGAGGCAGCGAUGAUUGUCGUCCGCCAGGAAUUGCCAGAGCAGGAGCACCUCAACGUGGCAGUGCGGAAGUUGGGAGCGCUCGGACGUGUGGAUAUCGGCGGGCUCCUGGGGUUCGAUCCUCAUCCUGAGUCCUUGGAGGAAGUGACGCCAGAGUGCCAGCGCCACAGGGACCGGCUGGACAACAAGGGGGGCCCCAAGACGAAGAAGGCCUGGAAGACCCGCUGGGAGAAGAUCAAGGCGAAGCGCACGCUGGGCGGGUCGAUGAGCGACACCGACGCGGCCGCCGCCCUCAUCGGAGGGCUCGAGGGGAGAGGUCUGAUGUGCGUGUGCCCCACGCAGGAGCCGAUGGGCCUCGCAGGGGAGGAGUACAGUGAGCGUUCGGCUGGGAGCCGCACCGAGGGCGUGGUCGCCGACUUUCAGAUCGGCAGGCUGGCAGAGGCAACCUGGGACUGACCGCCCGCCGCCUCGCGGGCCAGCGAGCGUUCAGGUAGCGUUAAGUCGGAUCCCCUACAGUCUUACAUACGCCCCGCCCACUCUGGGUCGGCCCCUGGCCAGAGGCACCGUGCUUCUCGCACUCCUCGUCGACGUGACCUUUCGGUCUGCCUUUUCAUUUUUUUUGUCCGCAUCUUUAUGCGGAGCUACGGCGCGUGAUUGCUGCGCGGUGCGUCCGCAUGAGGCACUUCAAUCACGCUUCACGUUUUGUGCACCGCAUCUCGAACUGUUGAAUGUAGGUGGCCCCUGCAUUGACUGGUGUUGCGUGAUCAUCUGAGGGCCCAAAGUAUCGCAUUGCGACGGUUGUGCGCGCAGGGUGAUGUUUGCGCGUGACGGGACCGACGUGUGCGAUGGCUGAAUGCCAGCGCAGAGCACGCAUUCGCCGACGAGAUUGCGCGAACAACAAGAAACGCGCCUGCGGCGUACACUUUGAUCGCUUGCAGCCUGGAGGGCACCAUGUACACUGCAGUGUGAUUUUAGUCCGGACGCUUGGUUUGGACGUAAAGGGACUUGAAUCUCGAUGGGGCUUGGGAUCCCUGGUUUUAGUUGUAACUGCUGGUUGCUCCUCUUGUACGCAAAGAAGCCGCGCGUGCGUCGCGGCCGGGGCAUCCGCCCCAGGAUCAGGCGACACAGCUGCUUUGAGCUGCGGAGCCUCCUUUGUGACCACGCUAACAGACUCGCCGGCCGCGCCCGCAUUAAAAAGAGGCCCGCCAAAAGCGGGGCCGAAGC